Cetraspora pellucida is the source of this 198-nucleotide messenger RNA. The record is from the annotation of a GenBank genome assembly. NCBI's taxonomy places the organism in Eukaryota, Fungi, Glomeromycota, Glomeromycetes, Diversisporales, Gigasporaceae.
UCUUUUUACAAUAUGUCAUCUAAUUCAAUUCAGCCAACUACUAUUUUAAAUAAUUUAAUAGAAUAUGAUAAAACAGCAAAAAUUUUUUAUGAUUCCUUAAACCAAAUAUUUCAAGAGCAAGUUAAUACUUGUACAUUGCAAGAAUCAGCAAAACAAAACAAAGAUCAAAUAAAAAAUCCUUUAAUAAUAAAAUCAAAA